This is a messenger RNA of Babjeviella inositovora NRRL Y-12698, 1460 nucleotides long. RefSeq lists its product as uncharacterized. Gene Ontology annotation, molecular function: 2-dehydropantoate 2-reductase activity. The coding region runs from base 157 to 1239 and encodes 360 amino acids. Lineage: Eukaryota; Fungi; Ascomycota; Pichiomycetes; Serinales. Gene Ontology annotation, biological process: pantothenate biosynthetic process. The transcript has a single exon. The record is from RefSeq and is a predicted model, not a curated record. Gene Ontology annotation, cellular component: cytoplasm.
CUAUCAAGGUCCGGCAUCGGCGACCCCCACAACGUAUGGUCUAAAUCGCAAUGCGCGCGCGUGGGGGGAGGGGAGACUUUUCAGAGCUCGUCUGUAUAUAACUGGUACGACCUCCACCCCUCCCUCCGUCUCUACAUCCCAACGACAAACCUAUAAAUGUCUUUUCCAUCUGUUUUAAUCAUCGGCUCCGGUGGUGUUGGCACUAUUGCCUCCUACUCGCUCUGCUUCAACAAGAAGGCCACCGUCACGUCUGUGCUCAGAUCCAGCUACGACAUUGUUACCGAAAAGGGCUUCGAGAUUGAUUCAGUGGAUUACGGAAAGGUUACCGGUUUCAGACCACACAACAUUGCCAAGUCCCUUGAUGACGCUGCGCAGUAUGGUCCGUUCGAUUAUGUGCUCGUUUCCACCAAAAAUGUCGCCGAUAUGUCGCCGCUGGUUGCGGAGGUUAUCGCUCCGGUGGUCACCAAGACCGCUGGGGCCAACACCACGGUGGUUUUGUUGCAGAACGGGAUAGAGAUCGAAGACCCUAUUAUCAAAGCUUUCCCAGGGCAUGUCGUUCUCAGUGGGAUUUCCAUGAUUUCUUCCAUUUUGUCUGGUGGUAACCACGUCGAGCAUUCCUACAUAGAGCUGGCCACUAUUGGAUACGUUGAUAACAAAAUUACCCCGGCAACCGAUCAGGAAGCGAUCGCCAAAAAGUUUAUCGAGAUCUACUCCACCCGGAACGCCAAUGGCACCCCGAUCAACCAGAUCACCUACAACGACAACGUCCGCCUCGGCAGGUGGAGAAAGUUGGUUUACAACGCAUCCUUCAACUCCGUCUGCGCUAUGACCAGACUCGACACUACCCGUGUGGCGCUUUCUGGCAAUCGAGAGCAGUGGGUGAUUCCAAUCAUGAAGGAGAUUGUCCUUUUGGCCGAGGCUGACGGCAACAAGUUGCCGGAAACCAUCAUCGACAACAUGGUGGAGGGCGACAAGGAAGAGGAAUACUACAAGCCAUCGAUGCUUGUAGAUGUGUUAGCUGACCGUCCCAUGGAGGUCGAGGUCAUCUUGGGGAACACCAUCCGCAUUGGUGAGAAUUUGGGAUACGGUGACCGAAUUCCUUACUUGAAGCUUGUCUACCGUGUGUUGAAGGGCACCCAGUAUGGAAUCUUGGAGCGCAUGGGUGGGGCCUUCAAGUUACCGGAAUCCAGAGGACUGACAGAGGGAAAGAGCUACGAGGAUUUCAGAUUGACCAAGUAGGUGAGGUGAUAAUAAAUACCGAGAUGGGUUCUGAUUUGUUAUUCAUGUAGAAAGGUGGUAUAUUGAAGGUGUAGCAAAAGUAAAUCAGUAGACAUUGGUAUAUAUAUCUGGUAUGGCGUUUGAAAAUGGCCCUGGAUCCAGGCCACGUUUGAAAGGUCUAUAGAAGUCAUGCCCUUGACCAAGGUUAAAAGUAUCUACUCCAGUUGCGUUUACCAGUGAAC